AUGGUCGAGGCAGAGCGGUCGGACAAUCUAUGGGUUUCUUCCGAAAUGCCGUCGUCGUCUCCGGCGGCAAUAGAUGGCCGUGAGUUUUCGACCAUUGAUUCGAUUACAGGAAUAAGAGAUGUGAGAGGAUUUGGUACCCUCCGACCGCAGAUAGCUUCCCGGCCUCAAUUGGACAUGGGUUCGUCGGAGGAGAAGCUAGGGUUCACGGAAAGAGUUUUCUCAGCCGCCGGUGCUGCGUUUUUGUCCGCCGUUAUUCUAAAUCCUCUCGACGUUGUCAAGACUCGAUUGCAAGCUCAAGCCGCCGGAGUUUCUUACUCUCACCCACUCAGUUGCUCCAUUGGCCGCAUGGCAUUCUUUGGACCAAACAUGAUGUUUGCAGAUUUGAGAUGUUCUCCUUCAUGUUCACGCGCUGGUGUUCAUGGUACUGUCUCUAUUUGCCCGCCGGAUUGUUUCCAGUACAAAGGGACAUUUGAUGUCUUCACCAAGAUCAUACGACAGGAGGGCAUGGCACGUCUGUGGAGAGGAACUAAUGCUGGUCUUGCCCUAGCUGUGCCCAUGGUUGGGAUUUAUCUCCCAUUUUAUGAUAUGUUUCUCAAUCGGCUGGAAGAAUUGUUUCGGGAGAAUGCACCUGCUACCUCAGACUAUGUGCCUCCUCUUGUGGCAGGGGCAUUAGCGCGGUCUUUAGCUUGUACAGUGUGCUAUCCUAUUGAACUUGCAAGAACCCGUAUGCAGGCAUUCAAAGAAGCAAAAGCUGCUAUGAAGCCUCCAGGAGUUUUUAAAACUCUAGUUGGUGUAGUCUCUGAAGUGAGAACAGCUAAUAACCUUGAAAAUAGUUUGCACAACUAUCGUGUUCUCUGGAGAGGCUUGGGUGCUCAGCUUGCCCGUGAUGUUCCAUUCUCAGCAAUCUGCUGGGGGACCCUCGAACCAAUGAGGAGGAGGCUUCUUGGAGUUGUGGGCAAUGAUACAAACGCUCUUGGUAUUCUUGGUGCAAACUUUUCUGCUGGUUUUGUAGCCGGAAGUAUCGCUGCUUCUACUACUUGUCCUCUUGACGUUGCAAGAACAAGAAGACAGAUAGAGAAAGACCCUGGUCGGGCAAUGAGAAUGACAACGAGACAGACACUAAUAGAGGUUUGGAGGGAUGGUGGGAUGAGAGGACUGUUUAUGGGAAUGGGUCCACGAGUGGCGCGUGCAGGACCAUCGGUAGGGAUAGUGGUUUCCUUCUACGAGGUGGUCAAGUAUGUUCUGCAUCGUCCAUACGCUUCAUCAUGA
Messenger RNA from Arabis nemorensis, 1269 nucleotides. The record is from the annotation of a GenBank genome assembly. Lineage: Eukaryota; Viridiplantae; Streptophyta; Magnoliopsida; Brassicales; Brassicaceae.